Messenger RNA from Racocetra persica, 290 nucleotides. The record is from the annotation of a GenBank genome assembly. NCBI's taxonomy places the organism in Eukaryota, Fungi, Glomeromycota, Glomeromycetes, Diversisporales, Gigasporaceae.
CUGAUUCAAAAAGUGAUAUUUUUAUACCUAUAGUUGUGGAAGAGACAAAAAAGAGAAAAUCUAAGUUUAAGUUUGCAUGUAUUUUUGAUCAACACUCUGUUAGUAAAGAUUUAACUGAAAAUAUAGACAAAAUAUUAGAAACAAAAAAAGAAACUAUACUAUCUGAAGCUUCACAAAAAACUGAAGAUAUUUUAGAAUUCUAUAGGAGAAUACAAAAGGAGGCUAAAAAGAUAAGAGCUGUUGUACGUGCUGAUAUUUCUAAACUAUCUGCUUUUAUUUCAAAAGCUUAG